UUUCUACAUGCGGAAAAAGGGAGCUUACAUUUAAAAAAAAAUCAACAUAGGAUUACUUUACCCCUUUUUACUUUUCAUACUAAAUUGCCUAAACUAAGAAAAAAUCAAAAAGAAAUAGCAUUAAAAUCGAUUUUUAUUGACCAAUCAGAAUUGACUCCUAAGAUCUAUAAUUGCCUCAAAAGAUCUCAAGAAGACCUUAUGAAAAUUGAACAUUUUUGUCUAGAAGAUGUAAAACAUAUAUUGGGCAUUUUUGAAGUAGAAAAGCAUUUCACAACGGAUUUGCCAAAGAAAAAAUUCUAA
Molecule: messenger RNA, 300 nt
Organism: Linum tenue
Lineage: Eukaryota; Viridiplantae; Streptophyta; Magnoliopsida; Malpighiales; Linaceae
Source: the annotation of a GenBank genome assembly